Molecule: messenger RNA, 3051 nt
Organism: Exophiala bonariae
Lineage: Eukaryota; Fungi; Ascomycota; Eurotiomycetes; Chaetothyriales; Herpotrichiellaceae
Exons: 7
Coding region: 1-3051 (1016 amino acids)
Biological process (GO): glycerophospholipid catabolic process
Molecular function (GO): glycerophosphocholine phosphodiesterase activity; protein binding
Source: RefSeq, a predicted model, not a curated record
AUGACGAUAUCUGAUCCAAACAGGAAAUUCGGAAAGCAAAUCCAGCGUCAUCAAUUGGACCUGCCUGAAUACGCUGCCAGUUUUCUCAAUUACAAGGCGCUAAAAAAGGAUGGCCAGCUCAUUAAACAACUCAGUGCGACUCCAACAAUCGCUGCCCGCGGCGAGUCAAACACUUCAGACAUCCAAGCCGCUCUCAGAGCCAACAAGGAGGUCUUCUUCUUUCGCCUGGAGCGAGAGAUUGAAAAAGUUAACGUCUUUUACAUCCAGAAGGAAGCUGAAUUCUCCCUACGGUUGAAGACCUUAUUGGACAAGAAGCGUGUCAUUCAAGCCCGCAUCGCAACCAGCUCCAAACUUUCCGCUAGUUUUGUCACACUAGUCGAGGGAUUUCAGCAAUUCGACAAUGAUCUGAACAAACUUCAGCAAUUUGUUGAGGUGAAUGAAACCGCGAUCUCCAAGAUCCUGAAAAAGUGGGACAAGACAUCAAAGUCUAGGACCAAAGAAAUAUAUCUGCAGAGAGCCGUCGAGAUCCAACCAUGUUUUAAUCGUGAUGUUCUUCGGGAUCUUGCAGACCGCGCCACAACCGCGAGACUCAAUUUGGAAGCGCUUGCUGAGGGCGAGAAUGUUCAGUUUGAACCAUCCACCAAUACGGAUCGCGCUAUUGGACAACGUGUCGGCACAGAAGAAAGCGACAUAGACCUCCAAAUUCUGCAAGCAUCGGUCGCUGGUAACAUCGGCGCAUUACGAGAAUGGUUUGCGAGGUUGAGCGCUCAGCCAGAUGCCAGUGAGCGGUUUACCAGGAUCUUUCUGGCAACAAUCAGCGAGGCGCCUGACGAGUCUAUUCAGGUCUUUCUCGGCUCCGAUUUGGUCGAUAUACACGCCGAGGAUGACAUAAAUGAGCGAAAUUGUCUCCAUGAAGCUACCAUCUAUGGCAAAGACUUGGUCCUCGAGCACGGUUUGACUCAUGGAGUCGAUGUUACACGGUUGGAUGCCUAUGGUCGGGUACCUUUACAUUAUGCCUGUUUGCGAGGUCGAGUGGGCAUGGUACAGAAGCUUUUGACCGCUAAUCCUGGAACCAUCGACUUCAAGGACCAUGACAGCUUUACCCCUCUGAUUCACAGUAUUGUCCGCCACCGAAUCGAUUGUGUACGACUCCUUCUGUCCAGAAAUGCCAGAAUUGAUCCCCAGUCUGACGCAGAUCACAUUCCACUCAACCUGGCUUGCCAACAUGAAUCCGUCGAGGUCGCCACGCUAUUGCUCGAAUACCGCGCAAAACUUCUUCCGGAUGCCGAAGGUCUUUUCCCGCAACACCUGGUCGCCCGUUCUAGUCAAACAGCCGAUCUACUGUUAUUACUCGGCAAACACGGAGCCGACUUGAAUCAGCGGGAUAAACUCUAUCAAUGGACACCACUCUUUCAUGCGGCAAGCGAGGGCAGAGUCAAUUGUCUACGCGCACUGCUGGAGAGUGGUGCCGAUCCCGAUGCACUCGACGAGAAAGGUCUUACUGCCAUGUACUACGCCACCUGGGAAGGUCAUCUUGAAUGCAUGGAUCUUUUGUGGGAAAGAAGUCGACGACACCUGGAGCGAAGAUCAUCAUCAAGAGUGGGGCAAGUUCUUCCUCCUCGAAGUCAACUGGGCGCGAUGGAGAUCACACCAGAGGAACCAGCCAUGAGUCUCGAAGGUGACGGGAUUCCAGACUUGUCCCUACCGCCGCCAAUCAUCCCAUUAAGGCGAUAUGGACACAACUUCCUCGACACGAAAACAUUUGUGGCCAUCAAUUUCGACCAAUGUGGAAAAGCUAUUCAAUUUUUCAACGAAGCCCGCUAUCCUGCGGCACGUUUGACCAUUUCAUCCAAGACCUCCGAUCUCAUUCCUCGUAAUCUGAUGUUGCCAAUCCAGGAAGAUUCGCGAUCCGUGUAUUUCCAGAUCGACAAUCUCAGCACCUUCUCAGUCGAUUUUGAAAUCUUCCCCACAUUUGGCUCCAAAGUCAUCGCGAAGUCUGUGGCACUGCCAGAUGUCUUCCAGGCUGUGCAGAGUAGCUCUGGAACCAGCUGUCUCCCCCUUUUCGACCCUCGUCUGCGUUCCGUCGGGCAAAUCAAAUUCAGUUUCCAGGUGAUCAAGCCAUACACCGGCACCCCCCUCGAGAUCACACAGUUUGCCACAUAUUGGAAGGCGACGAGCGCUUUGGACGACCACAGCGGCCUGGUAACCGGCUCAAGUCUGUCUGGAGACUACGUCAGGCUUGUCGUUCAGCUCACACGAGAUGGCAUUCCAGUUAUCUACCCCUCGUAUUUCAUCUCCUACAAUAGCCUCGACGUCUCACUCUGUCAACUGAAAUAUGAGACCCUGACCAGACUCAACCUCACGGGCUCUCUGCCCCCGAGCCAGGCGACUGAUCCCCUUGACAUACUUGAAUGGCGCAAGAAACUCACAGGCCCGAUCUUCACGCUCCGCGAGAUCCUCGCCGUGGUACCGCCCCACAUCAACUUCAACCUACACGUCCUCUAUCCCUCCACAUCCGAAGACAUCAGUCUCGGCGUGCACUCGAACAUCGACGUCAACACGUUCGCGGACGCCAUCCUAACGGAAGUCUUCGACCACGCACGCGCCCUGCGCACCCGCGCCGCGGACCUCUCGCGCUCCAUCGUUUUCAGCUCCAUCAACCCGAACGUCUGCACGGCGCUGAACUGGAAACAGCCCAACUUCCCCGUGCUGCUGUGCAAUGAUCUGGGCCGUUCGCCCAACACCGCGAGUCCGCGAGACCCAACCAACCCGGCGCCCUCGAUCAAGGAAUCCGCCCGUCUGUCCAUCACUAACAACUUCAUGGGCAUGACCUGCUCGUCGCGCAUUCUGGAGAUGGUCCCCGCGCUUGUCGACACCGUCAAGCAAUCCGGUUUGGUGCUCGUGUCGGAUGCUUCGGACGAAGCCGCCCUGUCUCCGACCGCUCUCGCACAGAGUCGCGCUGACACCGGUUGGUCUAUGAUGCCCGAAGGUAUCAAUGGCAUUAUGAAGGGGAACGGCAUCUUGCGGUUUAAUGAAACGAUUGACAUGUGA